AUGGAUGGCCCAUGUAAGUCUGAAGGUUUUCAUGGAGCCUCUGUGGUCAUGAUUUCAGCAAAUGGUCAAAGACCUGGCUCAGCAAAUGGUCAAAGACCUGCCUUAGCAAAGGGUUAUAGACCCCCAAGUGCUGGAAAGGAGAGAUGCGCAAGGUUUGAUAGAUCAAAAGCCAGCAAGGCUCACACUCAAACACUAGAAGUUUCUACUGUACUCCAUGGUAGCUCAGUAAGUACUAGCCUUCGCCCUGAAAGUCCGAAAUGUGGGCGAAGCCGAUCAGCAAGCCCACAUAAUCGACGGUCAAGUAGGGCAAAAGAUUUGAACAAUAUGAUGUCUAUGGAUUUCUUUUCUUAUGGUCCAAAGUUUGCUGGUCAUGAGGAUGUUGAAGAGGAAUUUUAUACUAGAGAGCAUAAGACUAAAGUUAAGUUUAUGCUGGAUGGUGAAGAAGAAGUAAUGGAAACUAUUUUUAUUGACAACAAUGAUGGUGAUAUUGAUUUGAAACCAGGUCAUGUUAUUGACUUUGACACUUUAGAAACAGAGCUUGCAUUAAUGAGAAGAGAUAUAAAAACUUCUCUUAAAGAAGCUGAAGAAACGAAUGCUGAUUCUGUCAAUGAGCCUGUUGAUGAGUCUAAUGACAAUGAUAAAACUGGUGAACCGGAAAUUCCGACUGAACAAGUCAGCAGUGAACCUGUAGCUUCAGUCAGAGAUGAUUAUUCAUAUUUGCUUGAAAAUUACCGACAGCGGUGUAUGGACAGGAGCGAAAGCUUUGGAGAAUUCAGCGCUAGACUUAUUACACCCAGUCAUACAGUUGGCAGCCUUAAAACUAGAAACCUGUCCACGCAAGAUCAUAGUGAUGCACAGGACAGGGGAUCAGACAUUGUUAAUAAUAAAAGCGGUGGAAGUGUAACCACAUUAACAACUGAUAGUGGACGAGGGUCGACAGAAAAUUUGUCUGAAAUGACGCAAACAGCAAGCUCAACAUUAACUGACAUACCUCGCAUGGACUUUGGAGAAAGUACAAGUGACCUCGGACUAGAUACGGCCCGUAGUGAUCUGACCCAGGGGGAUAACUUUGACGGAGGAGACGAUGGGAAAAAAAACCUGUUAGAGCUUGUUUGUGACCAGUUAGCCCCAAUAGAAAAGAUUCAAAAAGCAAAAGAUCGCAAAGAAAUUCUUAAAAAGAUUAUGCGCUCACAUAGAGCGCCAAGGCCAGAAGAUACAGCAAAUCUCAAGGUCGUUGCCACCACCAAGUCCCUGGCAAAGAACAAGCAUGGUUCAAGUGGGACCGUAGUGGAAAGCCCGCCAUUUCCGCCGCUGUGCUUCCAGAUAAACGCCCGACCACCCGCGGGAUACCUCUACUAUUUCGCAUACGGGCCUGAUAUGAACCCAGACAGACUGAGCAGCUAUCUGGGUCAUGACGUUACGUCUCGUUACUGGGGACUCUUGAUGGGUUUCAACCUCGUCUUCAACAAAAGAGGAACCAGUGUGGAAGCAGGGGGAUUUGCCAACUUGGAGUUCAACCCUGUACGCUCUGUGGAAGGCUGUUUGUAUAAGAUUACCUCUGACGAUCUGCGCAUCUUAGACAGUCGUGUAGGCUAUCCUCAACACUAUGAGCAUGUGAUGUUACCAGUCUGGAUGUCUAACAGCAAGGAACCAGACUCUAUGGGUGUGGCCCAGUACUGUGUCCCUGCCCUCAUGUACAUUGCCCAACAGAAUUGGACUGAAACAGAUCAAACUCUGCCUUGUGACUAUGCACUAUCACAACUAUUGAAGAGCUCUGAUAUGCUCACCCCAGCCUACAGAGAGUCAUUGGUUACCAAGACAACACAACAACCCAUUGCUGUAGCCUAGUUGCUUAGCUACUGUUGCUAGGCGUCUCAGCAGCCAAUCACAGAAGCCUCAGUCAGCUAGGUGCUUGGUGGUUGUUGCUAGGCAACUGAUGCCAUAUUUGUGCUUGGUGAUUGAUGCUAGGCAACUGUUGCUAUCUUGGUGCUUGGUGAUUGAUGCUAAGAAACUCAGCAAUGAAUCACUGAAGUCAGAAAGGUACUUGAUGACCUUUGCCGUGCAAAUUUAUAACCAUUUGCAGUAACCAGUUGGUGUUUGGUGUUCGUUGCUAGGAAACCAACCAACCAGUGAACCUUGACAACAUAGGACAUAUUUAAAUUGUUUAAGAGCCAUUGUAUGUUAAUAGCUAUGGUAUAAAAAAUAAUUGGAUCACAUUAUAAAAUGAUGUGAAAUAGAUUAUAAGUUUGACUUUUAGUUGAAAGCAUUCAUGUUAAAUAUUGCCUUAAAACACUUAAGAGUGUGUUAUUUGAAUAUUAAAACUAGCUGUGUUUUUGGUGACUAAUAAAUAAAAAAAAAUCCGAAAUUGAUAAUAUUACUACAUUAAUUAACAAAUUCGCAAAAAAUGAUAGUUCGAAACUAACUUGAUAAAAGGGUCCCAGAAUGAUUUAAGAGUUGAUAUUUCACUGAAACGUUUUUAUUCAUAUCCAUAUUUGAGAAGAUUUAAAAACAGAAUCGCAAUAUAUUUAAAACUCACAUACUUUUCAAAUGCUUGUUACAAACAUUUUAUUUUAUUUUUAUAUGCAAACGUUAGAUGGACGAUUAUUUAAAAUAUGUUAUUAGAGUUUAGUUAGAAAUUGAUUAAUGUAUGCAGUAAAUUAAAAAUUAUUCUGUAUUCGUAAUUUUAGCAGUUAUAACAAAUGUGCUUGUCCUUAGAUAAACUAUGUUUUUCUUUUUUAUCAUAUAAAAAUGAGCUUGUCCUUAGAUAAACUAUUUUCAUUUGUCUUUAUUUAAUGAAAAAUAUAGAACAUGCAUCGCAGUAUUUAUUAGCAACCCAUCAGUAUUUAAAUUUGUUGAUCAUUUUUUUAAAUGGUAUUUUAUUGAUGUUACUUUCAUCAAAGAGUAUAUUGUACAUAAGGUUGAUUUGAUCAUCAAGUCAUGCAGAGUUCUCAAUAUUUGCGGUUUAACUGUCUCAAAUAGUAAAAUGACUGACCAGCUACUACUUAUUCCACUUGAAAUACACUUAUUUUCCCAAAUUUGAGCUGGCCCAAUACAUGUAACCUGGAGUACACAUAACUGGGUUUUCCGAUGGCAGAACAAAUAAAAAGGUGAAAUUCAAGCUGUCCGGUUAGCGCAGUGGUUAUGGCACUUGCUUCUCACCAAGGCGACCCGCGUUCGAUUCCCAGCCUGGGCGCAUGUGAGUUGGUUUGUGGUCACCAAGCUGGACAAGUGGGUUUUCUCCAGGCACUCUGGUUUCCCCAAACACACAAGACCACACUCUGGCACAACAUCGUGCCAACGAGAAUGACUUGGUAUAAGUUAUCAGAACUUCACAAUUGUUGUAAAAUAUAUAGUGUUUAAACUAAGCUGUUGAAUUUAAUGUAGCAGAUCAAUGAUUCUGUUGUUUCCAAAGUAGAGUGUGUUUAUUAAAUCAGUACAAUUUUGUUCGUACCGGUGAAUUAGCUUGGGAAAACUGGAAUAUUUAUAAUUCCGGGCUUCAACUAUUGCCAUUUUAACCAUCCAAUUUUGAUGGCACACGAUUCUUAUUCAGAGAACACUGGUCAUGUAGACUCGAUUUUAUUUCGACUUGGUAUUUUAUAACCUGCAAGGAAACAUUAAACAAGUCUACCUUUUUAAUGUUGACUUUGGAGAUAUAACACGACAUGUAACAAUAAUAAUGCUGACGUUCCUAGUUAAAAAGUGAAAAGUAGGAAAAUAAUUAUUGCGACAUGUCAUGUUAUAACUGGCAAGUCACCAUGACAGUUAUAGCAUGACAUGUCGAAAUUAUAAUUUGACAAAUCUAAUUAAUAAGUGAAAAGAUGGACAUUAUAAUUGUGACAAUUGUCCCAUUAAAAUUCGCAAGUCACCAUAAGACAAAUUCACUUGUUUGAUGUUGACUUGCAAGUUAUAACAUGACAUGUCACAACAAUUAAUUUGACGUACAUGUAUUUAGUUUAUAAGUGAACAGGUUGACAAAAUCAUUGCCACAUGUCAUGUUAUAACUCGCAAAUUACCAUGAAACAAGUUGACUGAUUAAUGUUGAUUUGGCAGUUAUAACAUGACAUGUCACAAUAAUUAUGUUGACUUAUCUUGUUAAUAAGUGAAAAGAUGGUCAUAAUUAUUGUGACAUGUCAUGCUAUAAUUUGCAAGUCACUAAGUUGACUUUGUUUUUUUGAAGAUGUCGAUUUUGCAGUUAUAACACAACAUGCUAGUAUGUCAUUAUAAUUAGGUCAUAAGUGAACAGGUUGACAUAAUUAUAGCCAUGUCAUGUUAUAACCUGUAAGUCACUAUGAAACAAGAUGAUUUUUAUUUUUUUGGAAGAUGUCGAUUUUGUAAUUAUAACAUGACAUUUGUCGCAAUAAUAAGGUAAUAAGUUAACAGCUUGACAUGAUAAUUGUCAGAUGUCAUGUUAAAACUCGCAAGUCACCAUGAAAGCAGUUGACUUGUUUAAUGUUGAUUUGGCAGUAACAUGACAUGACAUGUCACAAAAAAAAGGUAAUAAGUUAACAGCUUGACAUGAUUAUUGCGACAUGUUGUGUAUUAACCUGUAAGUCAACAUUAAACAUGUUAACGUGGCUACAUGAUCACAUCAUAUAUAGGUAUAUAUGAUAUACUCUUUGUUACAUUAUAGAGUUGUUGUUUUUUAAAUAUUUCAGAGUUUUAUUGAUAUUGUAUUGUAUUAUAUAGAUAGAAAUUGAAGAUAUAUUUAUGUAGAUAUAUAAUGUUUUAUUUUCGAACAUGUUUAUAGAUAGAAAUUGAAAAAUUAUUUAUGUAGAUAUUUUAAGUUUUAUUUUCAUACGUGUUAUUAUAAACAUAGAGGUUAUCUUAUCAACGAUUUCAAGUCAUACAAGUGCUUGCUCCAUUGACCAUGACAAUAGUUUUGGGUAGCAUGUCACAUGCUAAUGCAUGUAUCUGACUACUGUGGAGUUGUGGAUAUGGUCGUUGAUAAUAUGGCAUAAUAGGGAGUAACUUUAUUUGGGUAAUUCACUGUGAUAUUGUGAUUAAUAUGAUUUUGAUCAUUGUAUGUUAUUAUAAUGAUUGGCGUCACGCGAUUAUUGUACAUGACUCACCAUUGUCGCCAUUAGUUUUUGGUGCCCACUCGGUGAAAUAUACACGCUGUCCAGCACUUUUUGGCAUGAAAUAAGGGCUAAUUUUAGGGAUAAAAAAAAUAAAUUGUAGAGCUAAUUUAGGGCUAAAAUAAGGAAAUUAAGGGCUAAAUAUGGUGGUUGUUAACAUCAUAAUGGAAUUACCUCUGCAAAUUUAACAAGAAAUAACUUAAGUACAGGAAUGACAUACACCAGGGUUACAUUGUCUCAGCUGUUAUUUUACAUUAAAGACACAUUAAACAUGAAAUAGUGAGUUUAUUAGUUUGUAUUUUCAACUGUUAAGGCAAUUAGAGAAGUAAAAUGAAAAAAAGUAGGAACUGACAUUAAAAAUAAGGGCCUUUUUAGGAAUUUGAAUUUUGAGUUUUAUUAGGAAUUUUAGCAAAACUGAAAAAAAUUAGGAAUUUUUAGGGCCACUGGACAGCCUGAAUAUAUUAUGGUCUUACACUGGAACAAACAAUUAUCUUAUGUAUGUAUGUUUAAAGACCCAAAGUCAAGCGUUGCAGCUCAUAUAACAUAUUGCAUUGCUCGUAAUGUACGCAGGUUAUAAUUAAACUGCAGUUUAAUCAAUAACUCAAAUUCAUGCAUCUAUGUUUCUAUAUAUAUGUGUAUGAACACUUGUUAAGGAAUCAAUUCUAUAUUAUUAUUUUUUAAUGCUUAAAUGUACAAUAAAUUUAAGCAUACAAUGUGAAUAUGUUUACUUUUUAACAGCAAACCAAGAGACUUUAUGAUAUUUUCUUUUACAUAUAGCUGACUGUUUAUUUUAAUUUUCACCCAUACAUGUCAAACAGGGUUUAAUUUAUAAUUUUUACAAAUAGUAUUAAAUCAAGUCAUAUCAUUUACAUAUAUAUAUUAUAUAUAUAAAUAUAUAUACAGUCGAACCCCGAUCACUGGAACUCCCUGGGACUGGCGAAAAUACCUUGAGCCUCCGAAAAUUUGAGCCAAGCGGGAAUGUUUGGUUUUAGAAUAAAGAAAUAGGUCCUUUACAUCUAGUUCGAGCUAACGGGGAAUAUGUAUAUACAUAUUAUUUUUUUUCGAAAAUUGUUGGCACAGUUUUGUUAUUGUAUUUUUGGCAGAUUAAAACCUGUAUUUUUAAAUUUAAAGGGUAAAAAAUAAGACAAUAAUUCAAAGGCCUUAAAUAUAUCC
Molecule: messenger RNA, 6248 nt
Organism: Mya arenaria
Lineage: Eukaryota; Metazoa; Mollusca; Bivalvia; Myida; Myidae
Exons: 9
Coding region: 1-1848 (615 amino acids)
Source: RefSeq, a predicted model, not a curated record